Dictyostelium purpureum is the source of this 645-nucleotide messenger RNA. RefSeq lists its product as uncharacterized. The transcript has 3 exons. Bases 1 to 645 code for a protein of 214 amino acids. The record is from RefSeq and is a predicted model, not a curated record. Lineage: Eukaryota; Evosea; Eumycetozoa; Dictyosteliales; Dictyosteliaceae.
AUGGCAAUAAAGAAUGAUAGGGGUAUUAAUACUGAAUCAACUCCAAUCAAAAAUGAAUUAGUUUCAAUAUCUUUAUACUCUUUGAAAAGUAUAUGUUGGUGCUUUUAUUAUAAAGAAUGCAAUAAUCAAAAUCAAAACAAUAAUAAUAAUAAUAAUAAUAAUAACUAUAAUAUUAAUAAUAAUAAAUCAUUUAAAAUAAAAAUAAUGUUCUAUAGUUUAACCAGAACUUACCUUUCAAGUUUUUUAUAUUUUUUUUAUAAUAGAAAUAUAGAAAAAUAUUUGAUAUGGAAACUAUUAAUAUCAUUUAUUUUAAGUUCAAUAUCAAUUUUUUCAAACAAACUCGAUAAAAUAAAUACAAAAUUAAAUAUUUUCACAAGAAUCUAUUAUACUCUUUAUACACAAAAUCUUUUUUAUCAAAAAAUCAGCUAUUUCAAAAUGGUAUCAUCGAUAAUCAAUACAUUCACCGAAUUUAAAUUUGAAAAAGAUUACCUUUUAGAUAGAACAGGCGUUUUAUUAUUUAAUUUUGGUCUUUCUUUCAUUUUAUACGAAAUCAAUCUAUUUUUUGGAUUAUCAAUGUCAAUAUUUUUAAUUUAUUAUAAAUGUAAAAGUAGCAUCCACGACCUCGAAUUUAAAAAUAAAAAAUAA